Molecule: messenger RNA, 1128 nt
Organism: Neoarius graeffei (lesser salmon catfish)
Lineage: Eukaryota; Metazoa; Chordata; Actinopteri; Siluriformes; Ariidae
Gene: ndr1
Product: nodal-related 1
Exons: 3
Coding region: 1-1128 (375 amino acids)
Biological process (GO): SMAD protein signal transduction; BMP signaling pathway
Cellular component (GO): extracellular region
Molecular function (GO): type I activin receptor binding; cytokine activity; growth factor activity
Source: RefSeq, a predicted model, not a curated record
AUGAAACACUUGGUGUGCGGGAUUUUGUGCGUGGCGCUGUGGGUGCGCUCGGUCCCUGCCAGUGCGCGAACCAGCAGGAAGCGCAGAUCCGCUACAGGACCAUAUCCGCUCUACAUGAUGCACCUUUACCGGACUUUACUGGCCGGUGACAGAAAGACAUCAGCGGGCAUUUCGAGCGCGGGGAUCGGAUACGAACAACCAUCUCUACACCACUCCGACUCGGUGCUCAGCCUCGUCGCCAAAAAUUGCCACCGGGUCGGUGACAAGUGGGCCGUCACGUUUGACAUGUCCUCCAUCUCGGCGAGUGACGAUGUGCAGCACUCAGAGCUGCGCCUGCGCCUCCCGAACUACUCUGCCUCUGAGAAGCCCGUGGUGGACAUCUACCACGCUCCUACAAGCGCUGAGGAGCGUCUUCACCUGGGUCGCAUUGAUGCCGCAUCAAGCACCUCUCUAUCCGCACAAUCCUCUUGGAAAGUCCUCAAUAUCACCCAGCUGCUGAAGUACUGGUUGCACCAGGGGGGUCUGCCUCCUACUCAGGUUCGUUGGGAUGAAGAAGCACUCCAGGACCUUGAGCAUCCCAUCCAGCAUCAGGCAGCCAACAGCGUCAUGAUGGUGGUUUACUCCAAGCAGAUGAGGACAGAAGCAUCUACUCUGAUCCACACAGCUGAGCACUCCAAAUAUGUGACUCAGGAUUGGGAGUUGUCUGAGCCCGUGGCCCGGAGACACAAACGUAACCACUGGACACCCAAGAGGGUGAGCGAGGCGACAGGGGGCAGUACAAUUCUAACACACUCACAAGUUGAGGGUGAAAAGAAGACCCUCUGCAGGAAGGUAGACAUGUGGGUGGACUUUGACCAGAUUGGCUGGAGCGAGUGGAUUAUUUAUCCAAAGAGAUACAAUGCAUACCGCUGCAAAGGUGACUGCCCUACACCGGUGGAUGAGUCGUUCACUCCGACAAAUCAUGCAUACAUGCAGAGCCUACUGAAGCUACACCAACCAGACCGUGUCCCAUGUCCAUCCUGCGUACCUACACACUUGGCUCCUCUCUCCAUGCUCUACUAUGAGAAUGGGAAGAUGAUGAUGAGACAUCACGAAGGCAUGGUGGCAGAGGCAUGCAGCUGCCACUGA